UGAAGUGCGUGUUGCUACACGAUGGCGUUAGCGCAAACCAUCAACUUGACCUCCAACCCGGCACUCGACUGUUACGAUGAAGAGUUCAACAGGAAUCUGCAGCUCGCCAAGAAUCUCAUCGUGCAGCUCAAAAGGAAGCAAGAUCGCGAGAUUUGCAGCAAGUGGAUUGCGAAGUUGUGCGAUCUGAAGUCGACCGAUCCGAGCGUGAAGAAGAACCGCAACCAGUUCUUCAAGUACAUGUUGACCGUCCUCCAUAAAGGCAUCGACGACGCCCCGCAUCACCAUCACGGAUAUCCGCAAAUCAGCGAGAAGCACGGGGCAAUUGGUGACAAGAUGCCGGGCAAGAGUUACAUGAGCCGUUGGAGCCCCGAUCGAAGGACGUACGUGGCGGUGAAGCCGAUGCCCGGACGAGGUGCGCUCGUCUACAUGGCGGUCUCCAAAAACCCCGAGCUCGGAUGGGAGUACCACAAGUGAUGUGCACGAUAUAUAUUAUCCACCAUCACAGACUAAUCCACUUACCUUAAAAAUUUAUGUACACGCCAAGUCUCUUUUUCGACGAUAAAUUACGUUAAUUCUAGAGAUAGGCCC
Messenger RNA from Nicrophorus vespilloides, 588 nucleotides. RefSeq lists its product as uncharacterized. The transcript is spliced from 3 exons. Bases 22 to 474 code for a protein of 150 amino acids. NCBI's taxonomy places the organism in Eukaryota, Metazoa, Arthropoda, Insecta, Coleoptera, Silphidae. The record is from RefSeq and is a predicted model, not a curated record.